UAACCCUCGAGACCGGGAAACCAGGAUGGCAGCUGAUGGGAUGGAAGGGGCUGCAAUGUCGGCCAAUAGGAGCAACACGGUCGUUUACCUGAUCGCCGCCUGCUGUUGCUGCGCGUGUUUUGUUCUUGUCAUGCUCUUUCUCGGUGGUUUCAUUACAACGGGUCAUGACGUCAAGGAAUUGCUGACACCAGAGGAGUACGAGUUCACCGGGUGGGCGACGGUGUCUGACGUCCAUGAGUGCUCGUCGGUCGUCAGGGAUGUCUUCUUGAAAGGCGGAAACCUCGGUGACGCCGCUGUCUCCGCGCUUCUCUGCAUGGGUGUCGCGGCACCGCACCUGAUGGGCCUAGGCGGGGGAUUCCUGGCGCUCUACUAUGACGACAAAAGCGAUAAAGUCGAAGCUUUGAAUGCCCUUGGAGUGUCGCCAGCUGACGUGACCAACGUGGAUGAGAACGCAAUCAAGCGAGGAGCGAAGGCGUCGAUUGUGCCGGGAGCCGUACGAGGUUACGAGGAACUUCACAAAAAGCUCAAAGGAACUAUGAAGUGGGGAGAUCUCUUCGCCCCUGCUAUCAAGUUGGCCAAGGAAGGCUUUCCCAUCAAGAAACACUUCGCAAAAGUUCUCGCCAAGCACGCAACUGAAUUAUCAAAUACGGACAUCAAGUAUGCAUCAUAG
Molecule: messenger RNA, 670 nt
Organism: Dermacentor andersoni
Lineage: Eukaryota; Metazoa; Arthropoda; Arachnida; Ixodida; Ixodidae
Source: RefSeq, a predicted model, not a curated record